Ochotona curzoniae (black-lipped pika) is the source of this 705-nucleotide messenger RNA. RefSeq names its product inhibitor of CDK, cyclin A1 interacting protein 1 (gene INCA1). Gene Ontology annotation, biological process: negative regulation of cyclin-dependent protein serine/threonine kinase activity; negative regulation of cell population proliferation. Gene Ontology annotation, cellular component: cytoplasm. Gene Ontology annotation, molecular function: cyclin binding; cyclin-dependent protein serine/threonine kinase inhibitor activity. NCBI's taxonomy places the organism in Eukaryota, Metazoa, Chordata, Mammalia, Lagomorpha, Ochotonidae. The record is from RefSeq and is a predicted model, not a curated record. Bases 1 to 705 code for a protein of 234 amino acids. The transcript is spliced from 6 exons.
AUGCAGGUUCAGGAAGAUGCAGACAACCUCAUCCCUUUUGCCAAGUGUUCCAGGGUGGUCAGCCGAUGUCCAUCGCCCAGUUUGCCUUCUCAGAACCUUGGACUUGGGCCUCAGCGUUAUGGAGAUGCCUUCUGGGAGAACCUUAGUCAGAGGCCUAGCCCCACUUGGAUGGAGGAGGAGCACAUUCCACCCACGCUGAGUGCCACCGGUUGCGUCCAGCCUGACCUGUUCCCUCCUGACGGACUCCCACCCCCUGAGGUGCUUUGCAGAAGGAAGAGAAGGAGGCCACAUUUGACGGGGAUGCCACAGGGACCUGGCAACGUCCCUGCGCGGGUCAGGGCUGUCACCUACCAUCUGGAGGAUCUAAGGAAGCGCCAGAGAACCAUCAAUGAACUGAAGAAGGCCCAGUGGGGCAGCUCCACGGCUGCGACUGAGGCCCUGGUGCUGGACGGAGAGGGCCGUGGGUUCCCCAGCACCAACCAGCACUCUGCCCCGGGAGAGGAGAGGGCCACCCACCCGUGGGAGGAGCACUACUUCCUCAGCCCUGACAGGGCCCAGCUGCUCUGGUCUCCCUGGACUCCCCUGGGCCAGGAGGGGUCCUGCUCUUCCGGGCAGCUGAGCUCUCUGGCGUCCUACACCACCUUCACGGCCCGGAGGAACCCCUUUAACAGCGCCUGGGGGGUGGAGAUGGAGUCUGAGGAGUGA